AUGAAUCUCACUUGGACCAAGUUGGAGCCGAUACCCGAUCCCAUCCAUGGCUUGCCUUGUGCUCGGAGUUCACACGGUCUUUCGGUAGUUAACAACGGCCGUUGUCUGAUUUUGUACGGCGGUGAACACGUCGCUCGUACGCCCAUUGAAAGUGCGAGCUCGUGCUGGGCGCUGGAUGUUGACACCAAUGUGUGGCGGUUGAUCAAUGCGACUACUAAUUCCCCACCCAUCCGUAUUGCUCAUGCGCAGGCCGUACACAAUGACCAGAAUGUCUACGUUUUUGGUGGACGCGCUGGUAUUACCAUGGAAGAAAAAGCCAUGAAUGAUCUCUGGAAAUUGGAUGCUUCAGGAGAACCAGGAACAGAAAAGUGGACGCAAAUUUUUCCCCAAACGGAUAUUAUUCCUGAGGCACGAUCCUUUCACCGGAUGCUAUGUAUUGGCGAUAGUUUGUUUGUCUUUGGUGGCUGUGGGCAAGUUUCGGGUCGUUUGAACGAUCUGUACCGAUUUGACUUGAACGCCAUGACGUGGCAUCUACUGGGAAACGCAGCGCUACGAGGGCGUGGGGGGCCCAAUCUCCUGUCUUUGGGAUCCGGGAACAAUUUGGCCGUCGUGGCUGGCUUUGCCGGCGAAGAGACAUGCGAUGGACAGGCCUUUGAUAUCUCGAAAUCAAUGUGGAAUAAGGAAAUGUUGUCUACGGGUCUACAAGGUAUGCGGCCCCGCAGUGUGUCUGUUGCAGCAUCGUUUCCAAACACAGGGAUCGCGUUGAUAUUUGGCGGGGAGGUCGAUCCUUCUGAUCGUGGACACGAAGGUGCGGGUGGGUUCGAAAAUGAUAUCGUAAUUUUGGAUGAGAAAACAGGUGCCCUCAAGGAAACGAUUCUUUCAGCCAACUCCGGAAACUGGCCUGGUCCCCGCGGCUGGUCAGCUGGAGAUGCACACGAAGAUUCCAACGGGGGUUCGCAGCUUUUUCUCUUUGGUGGACUGUCCGGCGACGAUGAAAACCCUACCAGACUAAAUGAUCUCUGGCGAUUGGAGAUUGCAUGCUAAGGUUUGCCGUUAACACUCGAAAAUGCUUGACAGUAUCACAAAUGCAAUUUACUAAAUCAUUAAACGAGCAAGUAUAUUUAC
Phaeodactylum tricornutum CCAP 1055/1 is the source of this 1125-nucleotide messenger RNA. RefSeq lists its product with no specific name. NCBI's taxonomy places the organism in Eukaryota, Bacillariophyta, Bacillariophyceae, Surirellales, Neidiaceae. The transcript has a single exon. The record is from RefSeq and is a predicted model, not a curated record. Bases 1 to 1044 code for a protein of 347 amino acids. Gene Ontology annotation, cellular component: cytosol. Gene Ontology annotation, molecular function: enzyme regulator activity; protein binding.